CAGCUUGCCUUGACUAGCCACAUGUAACAUCGAGCUGUUGAAGUCGUUCACGAACAUUCUGCCUUACCAGCGCCAAUGUGAGGCCGAUUUGUCUCUGCCAUUCAAACGAUCCCAAUUCUCUCUCCGGUGAAAGUCCGGACACCAACUAUGGCGGACGUCAAGACAGAGAUUAAGCCAGAGAUCAAGGUUGACCCAGCGACACAAGGCAGCAAUCUUGCCGACAUCGAGGAGUUCGAAGACGAUAUCGAUCUUGCCUUCCCUGACCCCAACGCUCAAUCGUGGCUCUUGAAGGUUCCCGAAGACCUGUGGAAGGCAUGGGCCGAGGCAUACAAAGAGGCACCGGACGAUGUACAAAUCGAGAUUGGGAAGAUGCACGUUCCUAAGAACCCCACCGUGUCAAUUCAAGAACAAGCGCUACAGAUCUAUCUGCACCCUCACGUACCGCAGCACCAGAACAUCCCGAAGAAAUUCCAUGUCAAGGUCAAUACCGAUGGCUACAAUAAUACAGUGGUAUUCUCAGAAAAGGACCUACCAGGCCACCGUCCGCUACAAGCGUUCCGCAAUCGGAGCUACCUUCAAGGCUCGAAGCCUACUGGCGUUCCAUCGCGCGACCAGCGCUACGGAAACAACAACAAAUUCGGCAGGUCACGUAGCGCCAUACCCAAGCAGACUGCACUAGCGCCUCUAGUACAGCACGAGGCGACCGUGACUCCAAUGAUAGACGCAAACUACGAGGCUGACUUCGCCGCAAAAUGGCAAGCACACAUGGCACCCAAGUCGAGGACAACGUUUAUCGAAAAUGUUGACCGUAACCUGGCGACGGGCGUUCCGUCGAAGCUCAGCACAUUUAGCACCUUCGGCACCACUUCACGACCAGGCGCUAAAGGCAAGAAAGCAGCAGCCAAAGGCAAAGACAAAGCCGUGCGUAUGGACCGCGGCGAUCUGCUGGAUGCAUUACAGCGCUGCUUCCGACGGUACCGGUACUGGAGUAUGAAGGCUCUCCGUAACGAGCUGCGGCAACCGGAGGUCUGGAUCAAGGAGGUUUUAGAGGGCAUUGCGUUCCUCGUGCGCAGCGGAGAUUUUGCGAUGAACUGGACGCUGAAACCGGAGAUGCAGAGCAUCAUCCAAGAAGAGGAUGAAGUCAAGCAGGAGACUGCGCCGCAGGUCAAGGCGGAGAGCGGGACCGAGGGAGAGGGCGGCACUGGCGAUGAGUUUGGGGAUGAUGACGGCGAUGAUGAUUUGGGGGGAUUCGAGGAUGUGCAAAUGGAAGGUGGUGUGUGAGGGUCCUAUCAUGGACACCCAUCUGCUGUAAGCUUUGAGCGAGGCGUUACUCAGUGGGAAGUCGCAUUUAGUUGAAGAUGUGGACACCAUCCCAGAUCUGCUGGAUUGAUAAACAACUAAAGAUCAUUGGCAACUCACUCGUUUUGACUAGCAUCUGUCCCAUUCUUCCCCACCUGUUGCACACCUUGUCUUGUUGACAAAGCGAAGAUGGCUGCUCGGCCCGCGAAUGGCGUGCUCCGGCC
Messenger RNA from Baudoinia panamericana UAMH 10762, 1523 nucleotides. RefSeq lists its product as uncharacterized. The transcript has a single exon. The record is from RefSeq and is a predicted model, not a curated record. Gene Ontology annotation, biological process: transcription by RNA polymerase II; transcription initiation at RNA polymerase II promoter. The coding region runs from base 148 to 1281 and encodes 377 amino acids. Gene Ontology annotation, cellular component: transcription factor TFIIF complex. NCBI's taxonomy places the organism in Eukaryota, Fungi, Ascomycota, Dothideomycetes, Mycosphaerellales, Teratosphaeriaceae.